CCAGCAACGACUCCAGGAAGUAACUGCGCACACUAAGAAAGUGUCGGUUAAAACCACAACUGGCCAUUUUUACUCCUCUGUUUUUUUGGUACAGGUUAAACAAACAAAGGAUAACGUGUUAAUUAGUGAGCUUUAGAGGUGCUGCUUGGUGGACUUUGUUACGUUUGUUUGGACAGAGCCAGGCUAGCUGUUAUCAACAGUUUCCAGUCUUUGUGCUAGCGGUUAAAGCUAAUCCGGCGGUUGGCGGGAGCCAUAGCGACAUUGUUUAGUCCUACAGACAUGAGAUCGGUAAAAGGUAUUGACUUCUUAUACAACUCUCGAUGGAGGCUUGGAAGGAAGAGAAGAGACUGAGAGCGGUGAUGGAGAAGCGCAGGGACUGUUACCGGCACCGCUAAGCUAGCUGAACCGACCGAAAGAGGGGGAAGAAACGACGGAUAAACGGCCCGGAAGGAGGAGAAUGGAGACGGUUGAGCAGCUCGUCUCCUUCCACCACAUUCAGGUCCAGUUGACCGGGGGCGCGCCGUGGGGGUUCACGCUGAAAGGAGGGCUCGAGCACGGCGAGCCGCUCAUCAUCACUAAAAUCGAGGAUGGAGGGAAGGCGGCCCAGUGCAAGAAGCUAAAAGUGGGCGACGAGCUCAUUAACAUAAAUGGAUCCGCCCUCUACGGCAGCAGACAGGAAGCGCUCAUCCUCAUCAAGGGAUCGUACAGGAUACUGAAGCUCGCAGUCAGGAGGCGCAGCGUUCCUCUCAUCAGGCCUCACUCCUGGCACCUGGCAAAGCUAUCGGAGCUGUCCCUCCCGCCCCCUCCCCCUCCUCCAUCUCCUCCUCCUCCUCCUCCUCCACCUCCACCUCCUCCACCGUCCUGCCUCCCCUCCGCCGAAUCCCCUCCUCUCCCCCCUCCUCCCCCUCCCUCUGCCAUGCAGCUCCACCCCGGCCCCUACACACUACCCUGGCACACAACUGACAACAGUGACUUGUCCAUGCAGUGGGGUCAGCUGUCCAGACCUUACUCGUCCACCGACCGAAGCAGUUCCCUGGGCUCCAUGGAGAGCUUGGACACACCCACACCCACCACACAGCCAUACUCCGACUCCCACAAUUCACCUGUCGACCCAGUCCUCUUCAACAACAAGAGAGAUUCCGCCUACAGCUCCUUCUCUGCCAGCUCAAACACAUCCGACUACGCCACGGUGCCGCUGAGGCCUGGUGAAGCCUGCUCCAUGGAUAACCUCCUACAAAGCCUUGGGCCAGCUUGUCGAGGCUACCCCGGCGGUGAUGCCUCAACCCUAGGGAGUUCAUCUGGCGAGGCCCAGGAUGAGGCACACCUGAUCGUACUGAAGUCAAGGUCGCUGACUAGGCCGAGACCGAGGCCUGUCGAGUUAAAAGAGAGGCCGUCCUCCUGCUGUUAUGAGGCGGAGAGGAGGGGAGGAGACUUUGAUAUCUUAAGAAAUGGAGAAAGGGGAACAGGAAGAAAGAUGAACCCUCCUCAACCUCCAACCAGGAAGGACAGUUUCAAGGCAACCCGGAGUCGCCCUAAUGCUGCCAACAAACGUUGCGCCUCUGCUCCGAUUGAAAUUUCCAGCGUCUACUAUGAUGAAAACAAGACCUCUCUAAAUGUUGAAUCAGGAGUUCAUAAUGGCUUCACUGUACCAGAAGAGGGUGACAAAACUGUGAAUUUCAAAGCAAAUACCAUAGAAUCCUACUAUAUCCAAACUCAGACUAAAGAACUUGGACCAAUCAGAUGUGAUACUAGUGGUAAAAGAGACUACAAUUCAGAGACAAACUCAGAUCACCUCUCUGACACAGUGAGGGCCAACUCCUCACCUGGUCCUGGUUCCUUACCUGCAGAAUCCCCAAUGGAGGUUCAAGAGCACUCUCAUACCAUGCACUCCGACACCACGCACUCCUCUACGGGGCUUCACCGGCACAGUGCCCCCGACAAGCUCCUCGCUACACAACUUCAGUUAUUGCAGUUUAACAGUGACAGCUCGUCAUUGGAGCCUUACAAUCCGUCGUACCCCGCAGAUCCCUCUUUGUCUCCUUGUAGCAGCCAGUGGUCCCAUUCGCCACUACAGCCCACAACGGAGAACCAAGAAGCUUCUCACAAUCACCUGGCCCCAUCAAGCAAGUGGGGAGGCAGCCGAUGCUCAACCCCAGGAUCUGUAUUCUUGGAAGGGGAUGGCGGUGAAGAAGAUUCAAGUGACAGGGUGGAUGGGAUGGGUGUGAAUGGCAAUUCCCUCUCCCCGAUUCAGCAUCACCACCCCUGGGGCCGCUCUGUGAGUGUACCAGGGGACCCCACUGGAUCAUCAACCCAGGGAAGGUUGGGCCCUGACCAGAUACUGGAGAGAGAUUUUGAGCCUCUCAGUGCUGCUGCAAGUAUGGACACAUUACUGGAGGAGCAGAGAGCAGUGGACAGAGGGAUGAGAGGAGGGAAAAAAGAGGAGAAUGUAGAAGGAGAGGUAGUGAUGAAGAAGUCAGACGCGGCCAGGAACCAUAGACGAAACCGUCGUCGCAGUGAGCGUUUUGCUACUAACCUCCGCAAUGAGAUUCAGAGGAAGAAGGCCCAGCUUCAGAGGAGCCGGGGCCCAGGAGGGUUGCUUUGUAGUGGUGAGACUGUCCAGGAGGAGGAGGGUCCAGACCUCCAUGAGGACGGGGAAGAACCAGACCUGCAAGCCCAGGAAAGAAGUACCAAAGUUGCAUUUGCCUCACCUGUUAGUCCCCCAGACGCCCGGACCACAGCACCAGUUGAAAAAUCUAACACAUCAAAUGAACAAAACCAUGAUGUCUCACAGACUCAACUCCAGUCCACAAGCUACAGUCAAAACAACAUAUCCAGGUCUGUUCAGAUUCUGGACCCAGGCGUGCCCAAUUUUGGUGUUGGCAUCCGAGUUGUGGAGGAACCAGCUCCAGCUGGCAAAGCCCGUCGCUGGCGUUGGACUCCUGAGCAUAAACUCCAACCAGAGCCCGAACCAGACAGACGGUGUGGAGUCUCGGGUGAGAAGGUGUUAGGUGUCACAAGGUCAAGGCAUGGAGUUUGUGCCUUCACCUCGUCCACCACCUCCUCCUACGGUCGCUCCUCGUCCUGUUCUCGGAUAGAGGAGUCAGAUAUUCUUCCGUUUGCAGAUAGAAUGAAGUUUUUUGAGGGUAUGUCUGGGCCAGAUGUCUCAAAUCUGUCAAGUCGCAGGCAGAAGAAGCCGCCCCACAAUCUGGAGCACCAAGGAGGGGAGCGUGGUCAGUACCCAAGCCAAAGGAGAUACUCCUACCAGGGAGGACUUCAGCAGGAAAGUACUCUGCUUCCAAACGCCUUGGAAGCCAGGAGGCAGUCUGUGAGUACCAGCAGAGAGAGGCAGAAAGAGAAGGAGAGGGAACAAGCGAGAGAAAUGGAGGAGAGGGCAAAGGAACGAGAGAGGGAAGAAAGGUUGAGGGAAAGGGAGAGGCAGCAGGAGAAGGAAAGACAGGAGAGAGAAAUAGAACUGGAAAGGGCAAAGCUGAGGGAGAUUCAGCGGGAGAGGGAACGAGAAGAGAGGGCGAGACAGUGGGAAAGGGAAAGAGAGAGGGAGCUUGAGCUGGAAAGAGAAAAAGAGAUGGAGAGGGCAAAGGAGAAGGAACGUCUCAAAAAAGAAAGAGAGAAAGAGCUCGAGAGAGAAAGAGAGAAGGAAAUGGAGGAAAAUGCCCAGCUCGCAUCACAUCAAGACUUCAUACACAAGGACAACUUCCACAGCUUCCAUCCCAAGCCUCAGGCGUUCUCCCACGGCCAGAAUCAAGUCCCACGAUCUGCUUUUUACCCAGUCAACACCCCUUCACAGCCUCUGGAGAAACAGCAACCUUUGCACCAGGGCUACACAGCGAGGAGCUACACGCCUACAGAAACGUAUCCCGCCCGGCAACAGGAAACGACCAAGCUCAACAGGAAGUACAGCCUGACUGAGAGGGACUACCCGAGCUGGAGACGGGAGUCCCGACCUCCAGAUGGCAUCAAUCAGCAUUAUCAGCACCCCCAACAGGGUCGGUGGGCCCCCAGACAGCUCGACGGGAGCAGCGAUGACCGCAACGGAUACGCAUACGCUCCCCCGCCAGCCCCUCUCUCACUCCGGGGACGAGCCAUGUCCGAAAACGACCUCCGCUUUGACAGCAGCCACCGCUGGUCGCCGUCUAUUUUCUCGGCGACCAGCCAGACCCUGAGCGAGGUGGAGGAAGGAGCGGCCGGUGUCAGGGGAGGAGAUGCGGCAAGCGCUGCUAGGCUAAACAGGAAGAAGACGCCACCUCCCCCGAGACCACCGCCCCCGAAGUGGGAGCAGUUUCACCGCAGGCGUGCGUCUCAUCACACCAUGUUCCCCCCCUCUCCUUCUUCUGCUGUUCCUCCGCACCAUCACUCCAUCCCUCCCUCCCUCGACCCCGCAGAGGGAAACCUUCCUUACGUCCCUCCACCUGAAACGUCCAGGCAGAGGUCCUACAGUCUUCCUCCGCAGAGGCAGGAAGUCACGGAGAGCUGCUCGCACUGCAGCUGCAACCAAACCCAAGAACGCACAUAUUCUCAAGCCCCAUCCAAUCAGAAUCAACCACCGUUACACGAACAGCCUUUUCCCCAUGCUACGUCCAAUCAGAAUCAGGCUCAAUAUCAGGAACGCCCCUUUUCAAUCGCUCCGCCCAGUCCUAUGUUCUCCAGACGGGCCUUCAGGCCGGUGGCUCCGCCCCACAGAGAGAGGGAUGGGAACUUGAGGAACACGCAUGGCGGACAGCAGGAGAGGGCGGAUGUUUUAUCUGCUCGACCUCCACCUGCAGCACCGAACAGUGUGAACAGUUUAUAUGAGAUGGACACCAGCCGCAGCCCAGACCAGGACAGAACAGCAGCAAGACCUCACAAACAGCAGCCCAGCGUGAGACCCGGAGCCGAGUGGGAGCGAGCUCCGUCUCCCAGAGUUCAUAGCGACACGGCGCGUCCACCUGUUUUAGAGAAUGGAGGCGUCGGUGGGGUCUGGGACUACGAGCAGCAGCAGCAGCAGCAGCAGGUCUGUAUGAACCGAGGCUUCCAGAGUGUCGAACCGCAGAGGAUCCCCGAACCAGGAGCCGAAUCGGAGACGACCCUCAGCCCGAGCCCCGUGCACAGUCUGGAGGCGGAGCUGGACGUCCCCAUGGAAACGGACAUCGAUGACUUCCAGGAAGAGGAGAGACUCCUGGUAGAAAACGAGCCGAUCACCAGCGAGCUCCCCUGCUUCGCGCUGCCAGUCACGGUCCUGGAGACGGACAUCGACACCUUGGCGGAUUCAGAGGCGUCGCCGUCGAGUAGGACGAGGGCGGAGAGCGGGUCUCUGGAGGAGGAGCUGGAGGUCGGGGAGAGCAGCCUGGAGGAGCUCUUCCCCCAAAGCAACGAGGGAGAGUCGGGCACGGAGAGCUGGAGAGGAGCCUACCAACCCACGGAGCACAACACCGACAGCUUGGAUAGGCGGUCCGGUGCGAGCUCCAGCUGUUCGUCCUAUUACAGCACGUCAGCAGCCAAGGCGCAGCUCCUGUCGCAGAUGAAGGACUUCACCGAUAACAGAGAGAGGGACGACGACGAGCUGACCUACAAGAAACAGCUGAUGGAGAGCCUCCGUAAGAAGCUGGGAGUGCUGAGAGAAGCUCAGAGGGGACUGCAGGACGACAUCAGAGCCAACGCACAGCUGGGAGAGGAGGUGGAGAGCAUGGUGGUGGCGGUGUGUAAGCCCAACGAGGUGGACAAGUUCCGCAUGUUCAUCGGCGAUCUGGACAAGGUUGUCAGCCUGCUGUUGUCGCUGUCGGGGAGGCUGCUGAGAGUGGAGACCACGCUGGAUACACUGGACCCCGAGGCGGAGCACCACGAGAGGCUCCCCCUGCUGGAGAAGAAGCGUCAGCUCAUGAGGCAGCUGUCAGAGGCCCAGGACCUGAAGGACCACGUCGACCGCAGAGAGCAGGCCGUCAGCCGGGUGCUGGCCCGCUGCCUCUCCCCCGAACACCACAGAGACUACAGCCACUUUGUGAAGAUGAAGGCCGCCCUGCUGGUGGAGCAGAGGCAGCUGGAGGACAAGAUCCGGCUGGGAGAGGAGCAGCUGAGGGGGCUGAGGGAGAGCCUGGGACUUGGGAUGGGGAUGGGAAUGGGAAUGUCAAUGGGAUACGGACACUAUUAAGAAAAACUUUUAAAGAGAUGAAGAAGAAGAAGAAGAAGAAGGGUUGUGCAGUAGUCCUACAGUAUUCAGUCCAAGUCAAAUUCAAGACGAGGAACAAAGGGGGUUGAGAGGCUGUGAACAUGCAGAGUACAUGUGUGUAAAGGAAUAGUUUGACAUUUCGGGAAAUAUGCUUGUUCUCUUUCUAACCGAAAGUUAGACAAGAAGAGGAAUCACCAGCACAGAUCACCUCUAAAACUCAUUGAUUAACUUUUUAUAUCUUUUUUUUAAAGAUACGUAUAAAAACUAAAGUGUAACAGUGAUAAUUUGUGGUUUUACGUGGCGUUAACGUGCCAGACAAUUUCCUGGCCAGACGCCGUUCUUCAGUAUCUUCAGAGGUUGACAUGAAUCCAGCGGAGACACCGGGAGUUUCCAGUCUUCCGGUCGUAGCUUCAUGUUCUGCAUCCCCAAAAUGUCAAAUUAUUUCUUUUAAGGAUUUGUAGAGAUUUGUAGAUCUGAAAGUUCCUGGACGAAAACAAACAGCUUGAAACAGACUGAAAGUUAUAAAUUAGGAAGGAAAAUUUUGACUCCAAACACACACUGAUGGCUCAGAUCAAAACAAGAAGCACGAGUCCUGGACUUGAGUACUACAGCACUGGUAAAAAAAAAAGGAUAAAGAAGAAGAAGAAAGUGAAACAUGGACCCACAGAAUACAUGAUUGGAUUUGGAUAUAACUGAAACUCUUGGCUGUGAACAUCCAAGAUUUGGGAACUACAAGUAAAAGACUGAAACAGGAGCUUCAAGAUUCACUUUUCAGAGAGCUAACAAUUAAAAAAAAUAUUAAAAAUUCAAGCCGUGUUACUACAUUUCAGCCGCUGUGGCGACAGUAAGGACUACUUUUACACAUUAUGUGCCUGAAACAUGUACUGUAAAACAUGACACUACCCUUUUUCUUCUAUUUUAAACAGUAUCACACUACGUUUGCCAAAGACAUUAUCGCUUCAUGAAUGUGUCACACAGACGCUGCUUGUCGUUUUUUUUCCUUUUUCGUAUUUAAAUCUCCUGGUUCAGAGAAUCAAAGGAGACUUUUUUGUUUUGUUUUUCGGUGCUUUACACUUUAUGAAACUGUGUUUCCAUUAACAUCACUAAAGUCGAUAUCGUGAGAUGCCGUUUUGCAGCGUUAUUAACUGCCACUGGGAUGUUAGCUGAGCAUAUUACUUCUCUUUUUUGUUGCUGGCUGACACCUGCGUUCAGCAAUACAUAUAGUUUAUUAUCCACCAUAAUAUCGUCAUAUCACUUUGUAUUCCCGUUACUAUAACGUCUGCAGCUGUAACAUGUUUUACUGCGUGUGAGUUUGAGACUCCACCGACUCGUUAUACUGUCACGUAAAUGACCGUUAUGUACAGAAGACACUUGUGUUUAUAAUGUAUACGAUGUGUGUGUAUAUAGUGAUUUU
This is a messenger RNA of Thunnus maccoyii (southern bluefin tuna), 7574 nucleotides long. RefSeq names its product shroom family member 4 (gene shroom4). The record is from RefSeq and is a predicted model, not a curated record. Gene Ontology annotation, molecular function: actin filament binding. NCBI's taxonomy places the organism in Eukaryota, Metazoa, Chordata, Actinopteri, Scombriformes, Scombridae. Bases 458 to 6142 code for a protein of 1894 amino acids. The transcript has 14 exons. Gene Ontology annotation, cellular component: adherens junction; apical junction complex; cortical actin cytoskeleton. Gene Ontology annotation, biological process: actin filament organization.